CCCCACGGUACGUUCAGGGUGUUACAUUAUAGUGACGACUUCCUCCGGCGGAAAAAAAACAGUUGCUGAUCCUGACAAUGAGUUUAUUUUUACACAAAUUGAGCUGCAAAAAGGACAUAGAUGACGUUGUCAAGACAGUAGCGGAAAAGGUGGUUGUUUUGAGGUUUGGGAGGGAUGAAGACUCGGUUUGUCUACAGCUUGAUGAAAUUCUGUCAAAAACGGCACAUGACCUAAGUAACAUGGCGUCCAUCUACAUCGUCGAUGUGGAUAAAGCGCCUAUAUACACCAGAUACUUUGAUAUCAGUUACAUCCCAUCAACUGUGUUCUUUUUCAACGGGCAGCACAUGAAAGUGGACUAUGGCUCACCAGAUCACACCAAGUUUGUUGGCAGCUUCAAAACCAAACAGGAUUUCAUGGAUCUUAUUGAGGUUAUAUACAGAGGAGCCAUGCGGGGGAAAAUGAUUGUCCAGAGUCCCAUCGAUCCCAAAAAUAUCCCCAAAUAUGACCUCCUGUACCAUGGGAUUUAAGCUCAAUAGCUACACUGUGCGAGAUAUGUCAACAACCGUUGUUUCACUCUUAGCAACUAGAUGCUGUUUGUUCCAACUCGCACAAGACUCGUGCAGUAAACCUUGUCUGGAAGAGAAACUUAUAUUUCAUAAGUAUCUUCAAUCAGAUCGAUGGGGACGAAUAUCAGAACUCGUAUGCACUGUAUAUACAUUUUUGAUCAUGUUGAGUGUUGUGAUGAUUCCUUGCAGUUGGGUUUAAUGGUAAAUGUGCUGUUAUCUAAUACAAAGGUAAUUUUGCAAUAAAAUU
Messenger RNA from Phycodurus eques (leafy seadragon), 813 nucleotides. It is a transcript of the gene txnl4b, whose product is annotated as thioredoxin-like 4B. NCBI's taxonomy places the organism in Eukaryota, Metazoa, Chordata, Actinopteri, Syngnathiformes, Syngnathidae. Gene Ontology annotation, biological process: mRNA splicing, via spliceosome. The coding region runs from base 78 to 527 and encodes 149 amino acids. The transcript is spliced from 3 exons. The record is from RefSeq and is a predicted model, not a curated record. Gene Ontology annotation, cellular component: spliceosomal complex; U5 snRNP; U4/U6 x U5 tri-snRNP complex.